GCCAGCAUCGCGAUACUUGGCUGACAGUUGCCGUAUGGACAACGCUUCGACCGCAAGUUGGGAGAAUGUCGUGUCGGAAAAAGAGGACCGCUGAGGAGGGAAAUUCCCCAGUAGGUAAUUGCUGGCUGGCUGCAUUGGCGCUUCUUCUCCUGGCCAACUUGUCCAACUUGGCCGACGCACUGAAGGACGGGGAAUCCAUCCAGCUGCCACCGGGCAACCCAUCACUGAACAUAAAAAAUGUGGACAGCAGCCUGGAGCAGCUCAUCGAAAUGCGGCUGAAUGAGUCAGAGUCCUCAUCCGUCCAGGACAGACACUCGCAUUCGCAAUCGCAGGCACUGUUGUCCCGGAAACGACGCUAUUUGGUAUUUCCGGAGGGCAGCUCCUUUCAGAUGGUGUACGAUGAAAUUGUGGGAGUGGUGGACCACACGAACUACUUGAUUCUGGGCAUCACGGUGGCUUUGGCCUGGGAGCUGCCGAGUAAGCCGCCCAGCGAGGAGCUGGACGAUCUGCUGACCAAGUUGGAGGACGGAACCUUAGAUAUCAGUCGCAACGACACCGUGUCGAACAUAACCUAUGUGGAUGACGCCUCUGCGACGACGACGACGAGCAAGCCUCCGGACUACAAGCCCAACUACAUUAACUUGUCGAGCUACCAGGGCUACCAGGGUGGCAGCAACUCCUACUACAGCUCGUCGCCCGUCUUCCGGACACCGAUGCAUCCGUCUCAUCAAUAUGCGGACAGAUAUUACUCCCGUCCGAAGGGGGGCAGGCGCAAGGACAACCACUACUACUACAGCCGCCCGGGGGUCUCUUCCAGCAAUCCGUUUUCCAAGUGGGCCAAGCCCUACACUCCCGCCCAGAACUCACGCUAUCCCUACUGGGCCCUCAACUCAAGAAUGAAGGAUCGCUACUACGGGUACAAGAGCCAGCAGGCGGCACCACCGGUGGCGCAGCGAAGACAGGACAGCAGCACCACCACAACCACCACUAGUCGACCCACUCGGAAGCCAGCUCCCCGUCACCAUCACAUAUAUCCGGUGUUUGGUAAGCGCAGCAUUCCGGAUGCAACCAAUCCGCUUAAACGUCAGCGGCGCAGUGGAGUGGCCACCGAGCACGAGGACAAAAUCAGUCGCCUGGAGCAGCUCCAGAUCAGACACCACCGCAGAAGCCGUCAGUCCUUGUACGAACGAGUCGAAAAGUAUCUGGACAAACGAGGUCACCAUGGCCACCACUGCGUUCUGCGUACCCUCUGCGAAACGGGUCAGAAAUCGCAAGAGGAGGAGCCCGGCACCUUCGUGGGCGAAUUGAUGCGUGCGGUGUUCACCCUUCCGGAAGCCAUGGACAACGAACCGGUUGCCUAUCGCGACACCCACUACGACAAGGCGCACGCCGCCCAGCAGGACUGCGCCACCCUCUACCCAGAGUGCAAGCAGUCCAUGUGGCAGGCCCAGUUCAUUCAAUAAACACCCAUUCCCCAAGUCUG
Molecule: messenger RNA, 1483 nt
Organism: Drosophila elegans
Lineage: Eukaryota; Metazoa; Arthropoda; Insecta; Diptera; Drosophilidae
Exons: 4
Coding region: 66-1463 (465 amino acids)
Source: RefSeq, a predicted model, not a curated record